AUGCUGAAUCUUGAAGAGGCAGAUGUAAUGGGAGAGUUCUCAGCCCUAAAACCAUUUGGACACGAUUACUUCUUCAGGAUCGUGGACGUUUUGAAAGCAGGAAAAAUCCUGGAAACCGAAGUGGAAGUGCUAAGGCUCAGAUCAGCAAAUUCACCGGACGCGCCAUUUACUCUGGACCAGUCUCCUAUCAUUGGAAAAGCCGUCAUCAGCACGUCUUUCUCAAAACACUGGGAAGCAACCAUAGAGCUGAUGCAAGCGAACACAAAUGACCGCUUUCUCAACAUGCAGAUCUUUGCUGGACUGUUGAGAGCUCGGGAAAGAGAGACGUUCUCAAAGCGCACAGAUGCGCGGGGAAUUCAUAGCCAGGGACCAAACGCGCAGCCAAAGACCGUGGCAAAAGUCGGUUGGGAGGCCGGUAGCACCAAGGAGCGAAGCCUUGAAGCCUGGGACCAAGACUUUAUCGUCGAGAAAGCACUGGUGUAG
Letharia lupina is the source of this 483-nucleotide messenger RNA. RefSeq lists its product as uncharacterized. The record is from RefSeq and is a predicted model, not a curated record. The coding region runs from base 1 to 483 and encodes 160 amino acids. The transcript is spliced from 3 exons. Lineage: Eukaryota; Fungi; Ascomycota; Lecanoromycetes; Lecanorales; Parmeliaceae.